AUGCUCAAGCCGCUCGAAUUGUCCCUCUUUCCUUCAUGCAUCCAGGCCGUUGCCUGGUCGUCCGACGGUGAACUUGCCGUGGCGUCGGGGGAACAUGUCCAAAUUCUGACUCCUAAAGCCUCGGAUCAAGCCGACCCCGAACAAGAAGGCAAGGAUGCGUGGGACACCAUCCGCAUCCGUGUCAAUGUCUUCACAAACCUCGAGUGGGCGAUUAUUUACCCCCAGAGCCGCGAUGACUUCAGCUUAGGUGUAGAGCAAUCCUUCAGCCACGUAAUCGGGAUCGCAUGGUCGCCUCCUGGUCUGGGUCGUUUCCGCCGCUCCGUGCUGACGGUCUUAACGGCCAAUCUCAUUCUAUCCCUGUGGGAACCCGUGGGCGAGAAUGGCCAAUGGGUUCGCGUUGCUAUCGUGAACCAUGUCAUGCACCCAGAUCCUGGGACUGUCAGGGCCCUCCGAGGCGAGGAGCUCCGUCGAUUCAACAUUCGCUCAUUCCACUGGUGUCCUCCACUCCUGGUACCGAACUCUCCCGUCUCAUCUCAAUCCUCGUCCGAUCCGGAAAGCCGAUGGGGCAUUCAUUUAUUGGUGGCAGCAAACGACAAUAACGAGCUGGCUAUGUUCCGUGUUCGCCGGUUUCCAAAAUCCCAAUCCUCCCCACAACCUUACUGCGUCGAAAAGUUGGCCUUUCACCCGGUCAAAGCUGAGGGUGCCUUAUUUCCCCAAUCAAACCCGGAAACCAUUCUUUCUAGAACUCUCCAGGAGCGAGCGCGUAUUUUAAGUGUGUCAUGUGGCCCAUGGGAUUGGUCUGCAUCGCCUAGGGACAGCUCGAGCAGCUUCGCUAGUGCCAUGGUAGCGGUGACAUACGGGGCGCGGCUUCUGGUCUUCAAAGCCUCUGUGGGCCUUAAUGAUUUACACGCCGAGGAGAAAGUGACGCCGCGCUACGAGGCUAUUGCAAAAUUUGCGGAUCAUACUUUGGGCUCAAUGGUAAAAGAAACAGAGUGCCACCGCGUCACUGGACCCCUUGAAUGGCUGCACAUGGUCGAAGAGGAUGGCCGCGGAAAUGAUCAACUCCAGGGAACCCAGGAACAGGGAUCCUCGAGGAACAUUAUCCUUGUUGUAGGCAUUAUCGGUGGGGUGGUGACAUUGUCAAUACCUCUUUCAGUCUACAACGAAAGCAGCAAAGACACAAAAGCCGUGAAAGUUCAAGACUGGCCUGCACCAAUUUUCCCUGCGAAGAAUAAAGAUGCGGAGCCACAUCUAGAACCGGUCUCAGGAUUCGUUUCAUCAAAAAAUGCACGUGGCACACCCGUUCUUCAGAUGGGUACUUUAGGUGGACUGAGGGGAUGCAUGAGUCUGAAUCCGUCGGGAGAACUUGAUGCGUGGACCUUGCCGCCUUGGAGCAGAACCGUUGACAACUUUCGAGAGCAGUAUGAUCUAGACCUCGAUCUAGGCGGAGAAACGACGGUUCGCAUCUGGGGAGUAGCCACGUGCCGCGGGCUUUCUGCUGUGCUAUUCACACGACAUCCCACCGAUAUGAUCGAGUAUAGGAUGUCAUCUGCUGAAAGGACAAUGAUUGCCUUUGGAUCAGAAGAGCUUCACAGUCUACUUGAUCUGUAUUCGCGGCUGCGAUCCGGGAAUGGCGAGUUGCCACCUGCUUCCGAACAACGAGAAGGUGUGAUUACCUUUUUGCUUUCCUGUGGAGUAUGCGACAAUAUACAGAGCCAUGAGGAUCAGAAGCUCGUUUACGCGGCGGCUUGCUGUGCUAUUGUAGACAAUCAAAAGGAGGCGAUUCGGUCACAAGCCCGACGAGCGCUGGAACACUUGACAACCUUGACAGGAGCCGAUCUGAGCAUCGAGAUUUCUAAGUGCAAUGCUGACCCGUCGCACAUUCCUUUCAAACCGUCCCAUUUGCGUGACAGCCCUGCAGCUCAUCUGUUUGAAUGGUGCGAAGUCUGUGGCUCGAGCCUCAGCUGGUCUUCACCGGAUGAAGCACAGUGCGCCGAGGGUCACGUAUUCGCGCGCUGUAGCCUCAGUUUCCUGGCAAUCCAAGAGCCUGGGAUAUCCAAGUACUGCCCCGUUUGCCAGAGAGAAUUUUUUGACGAAGACGAGUUGGCUAGUCUACCCGAUAGUCAUUUCGGACCCUUGUUUCGGAAGCUCUUCGAAGCGUAUGACGCCUGCAUAUACUGUGAAAGCAAGUUUCAGAGUAGCUAG
Molecule: messenger RNA, 2205 nt
Organism: Penicillium chermesinum
Lineage: Eukaryota; Fungi; Ascomycota; Eurotiomycetes; Eurotiales; Aspergillaceae
Exons: 4
Coding region: 1-2205 (734 amino acids)
Biological process (GO): transcription initiation at RNA polymerase III promoter
Cellular component (GO): transcription factor TFIIIC complex
Molecular function (GO): histone acetyltransferase activity
Source: RefSeq, a predicted model, not a curated record